Molecule: messenger RNA, 1609 nt
Organism: Cydia splendana
Lineage: Eukaryota; Metazoa; Arthropoda; Insecta; Lepidoptera; Tortricidae
Product: prostatic acid phosphatase-like
Exons: 8
Coding region: 106-1263 (385 amino acids)
Biological process (GO): dephosphorylation
Molecular function (GO): phosphatase activity
Source: RefSeq, a predicted model, not a curated record
CGUUCAGUAUUACUCCGGUACUCGUUGUGAACUAAUCAAUUAUUAGUAUAGUGAUAAUUUUAUUUAUUUAUUUAGUUUGUUAUAGUGCAUUUUUAAGUUAAGACUAUGUUCCGUUAUCUAGUCCUAUUCCUGGCGUGUCUGCGGCUGGAGGUGACCAGCUAUUCGGUCACCAACGAGGUUAUCAGCGAACCAGAGCUGAUAUUAGCAUUCGUCGUCAACCGUCACGGCGACAGGUCGCCAGAUGCUGACGAGCUCUCCUUGUCAAAGAUCGCUGAUUAUCUUAAAAACCUCACCUAUAUAGAGGGGCUGGAAGGACUGACAAAUACCGGCAAACGCCGCGCCUACCAGCUCGGCAAAUUUCUCCGGCAACGCUACGGCUCCCAGGGGCUCAACAUACUCUCGGACCUGUACUUGAAGGACGAGCUGUCCGUCCGCUGCACGGACAAGGAGCGUACGAAGAUGACGGCCCUGGUGGCGAUGGCGGCGGCCUAUCCGCCGGAGCUAGAGCAGCAGUGGGACGACGGCGUUGGUAAAGUGUGGCAGCCCGUACCCUACACCACUGUGCCGCUAGAUCAAGACUAUUUACGCUUCUACUCCAGCUGCCCACACUUCACGUCACUCUUGGAAGACGCCAAGAUGGCGGCCGUCAACAAAGAAUUCGCGCCAUACUCCGACCUGAUCCCACUUCUGAUGAAGGAGACAGGCCACAACUUCACAGAGAACCCGGUUCUGUUCCAGACAUUGGUGGAUUUGUUCAAAAGCCAGAUGAGCCUGGGUGUGGAUAUCCCGGAGUGGUCCAAACCUAUCCUGCCACGCCUGACGGAAGCCUCUCUCCUGGCCUACAGACUCUUCUUUAAAACUAAGGAUCUGAAGAUGAUCGGAGGAGGCGUCCUCCUCCACAAAUUCCUUGAGACCGCCAAAGCCGCAACCACCGGCAAGGCCUUCAAGAAGCUGAGCCUAGUCUCCGCCCAUGACUACAACAUGGGCGGGCUGAUGGCCGUGUCGAGGGUCGCGGGCGACGAGCGCAUCAUGCCGGCCUACGCGUCGCUGUUCGCGCUCGAGCUGUACAGGUCCAGGGGCGGCGUGUACAGUGUACUGCCGGUAUACCUAGAGCAAGCAGGACAGGGUGCAGCGACGCACCUGCGUUUCCACAGCUGUCCGGACCCUUACUGCGAGCUGGAGAAGUUUAAGGAGUUGACUCAGGAGUACGUGCUGCCUGAGAAAGAUUAUCACAGGAUGUGUACCGUGAAAACUGAGUUAUAGUGGCCAUUUUAACAAAAGAGGUUUUAUAAUGGUGUUCAAAUUGUUCAACCGAAUUAAGUGACUAAAAAUGCUUCUAAAUUGUAAAAGGUUCGUAGGUAUGGAUAAGUCUUAUCAAAGACAAGUUUUUAAUAAACACGUUUUUCUUCAUAUUUCUAUUCACAGCUAAGUAAAGGGUUAACGAAACGUGCAUGCGAGUUGUCGCACCAUCUAAAUGGGCCUUUACAAAGUAGUUAUAAUAGGUCGUGUUUGGUUUAUAUGUACUUUUUAAUGACAAUGAAAAUUGCAACAAUUUGGUUUCCUGAACAAUUUUAACUACCUACAUUAAUAUUAGAAUACUAAAUAAAGA